UCUCCGAACAACAAAGUUGUCAAGAUUUAUCCGACAUUCGAUAUUUGGUUUGCUGGGUAUUAAGUUAGUGCAAAUUAGUGUUGUUGUCUUUUUUUGCGGUGUGUGUGAUGUAUGAUUUGUUUUUGUUUAUAUGCCUGCCUGGCUGACUGCUGCCUGUUUGUCCGUGUCUUGUCUGUGCAGCUACUAUAUAAUUGUUUUGGGUUUGGUUGGUCGCUGGCUUGUGGGUUAUGUAGUGAUGGUGGUGCUGGUGCUGGGGAGCAACACGAAAGCCCUACAACAACAGCAAAACGUAAUUGUGAAUAAAAAUCGUGUGAAUGGUGGAGGGCAACCAGAACCAGCUGUGAAAGGAAUCAAAAGGGAGCAAGGGAAGAAAAUACCGAAAAUCCUUUUUUCAUUCUGUUCGGUUUGUUCUGCCCGCUGUCUGCUCUGCUCCGGUUCAUUCGCUCGCCGUAUUUCGUAUUCACUGGUAUAGAGAGAAAAAAUUUUCAAAUACUUUUCGUCAAAACGUAUCUGCACAGCCAAGGGAGAAGACCAUAAAAAUUUACGCUAUUUAGUUGAUUAUUUAAAAGGCAAACAAAAUGACCAAUUUGGAGAAACAACACGAAUUGGUUAAGAACAGUUUGGUGCAAUUUGUCAGUGCUCAUAUACCGGGUGCUGACUUCAGUGUGGUCGAUGAAAUUGUGCUGUCGUAUAUAAUCUCCAUCUUGGAGGAGGCCUCCCAGGAUCCGUGCUUCGAUGUGGAGGGAUUUGUGGAAAUGAUGAGUGCCUAUUUUAUGGAAUUCUCAUCAAUUGACCAGGGCAUCAUAUGUGAUUGGAUAUAUAAGUUGGCCAAUGAACUAUUGGAGUUGCAAAAGAAUCCAGAUAAACAUUCGGCUGCAAAUCUAUCAUUGAAUUCACUUUCCCUUUCGGACAUUAUACCCGAAUCCAAGCUGAGAGCACGCAAUUCAUCAUCCUCAUCGGAAAAAGACGAAUAUCCUGAAAGUGAUGAAUAUGUAUCCGGCAAUAAUGGUUAUGACAUUAAUGCCAUCUACAGUCAGGAGAUCAAAAUUUUGGAAGAAAUGUUUCCGGAUACACCAUUGAUUGAGAUUAAAUAUUGCAUUACCAUUGCUAAUGGUGAUAUUGAUGGAGCUACACAAACUAUAUUACAUCGUCAGGAUACGGGUCAAAGUUUAACCGAUAAAAGUCAUACAGUGGCACGUAAAAAUGUUGUGGCCGACGACACCGAAUUAAAGAAUCGUAUUAUUGCCAGAUAUUCCUAUGUGGACAAAGAUUCGGCCAAACGUGAGUAUAAACCAAUGGCACCAAAAACGGAACCGAAAAAACUGGUGCGUUAUAGAGAUAAUAAAAUCGUAUCACUAAAGGGCGAACGUUAUACUGAGGUAAAACGCGACGAAGAAGCUGAGUUAAAAAAACCCAAAAAGCCAAUUCAGCCGUAACUAAAGUUGAAGAAAAUCUAUUACAAAUAUUUUAUAAGAAAGCUGAAAAUCUACUACAGCUACAGUUUAGUAUUGUUGUAUCAGCAGCAGCAGCAGUAUGCAUAUGUUGGCAACAAGCACAACAACAACGUGUUGCAUAUUUUUAUAUCUACAAAAGAUAUGAAGAAUGAGAAGGAGGAGGUUGAGGUUGAGGGAGAACAUGAAAAACAAAAAGAACAGGAAGACAUUAAAACAAAAAACCAUAAAUAUUUAAAUUUAAGUCACUUUCAAAGUAUUAUAGAACAAUUAGUGUUUUGUGUAAACUCCAAAUUCUUCCCCACUUAUAAUGCUCCUAUUAUUAUAAUAAUUAUUAAUAUUAACCACCACAAUGACACUGGCAACAACAACAACAACAACACCACCAAAAACAACAACAUCAUUAUUAACUCAACUUUAACUAGAAAAGUUGAUUACUUUAAUACACAUCCUCUAAACAUUACUAAAGCACAUAAAAUAUUACUAGUAGUAGCACCACUACUAUUACAUCAUCCAAUAUUUAUAACACACUUAGCCAUUAUGAAAAUGUUGUCUACUAAGCCUACUAACGAAACAACCAAGAACAAGAAGACAUUUUUUAAACCAUUUUAUGCACCACAAGGCAAUGCAAUUGGCAAUGAUAUGCAAGCAGAGCGAGAACCACAACAACAUGAGAAAAUAAUUGAAUCUCUUAAAAAUAGAAUUAGGCUUCCUCCAUCACCAUAUCGCGGACAAAGGCAACAACGGACGACAGCAUUUUUAGCAACAGAGCCAUCACCAUUAUUAGAUUUGUAUCAUUACCAACAACCAAAGUUACCAAAGUUAUUAAAGCGGCAAUUAUUGUUAGUGGCAUCAUCCAUAGGCGGCGGCGGCGAAGUCUAUGCAAAUGGUCUUUUCAAGCAGUUUGUUGUGAUAAUUGUUAGUAUAAUUGAUUUUAUAUUCAAAUUUCAUUGUUUUCAUUUGACACCGACACUAACACUAACAACAACAACAUCAACAUUUAUAUGCAGAUUACUAUUAUUAACAGCAUUAUUGUCUGCUUUAUUUCUUAUCGUAUGUUCCUUAUUUCAAAUAUUUUGUUGUUGUUUAUUAUUGUAUUCUAUAAGAAAUUCUGUAACAAAGACUUUUAGAUUAUUACUAUCAUUGUUGCUGCAAAGCUCCUUAAAUUAUAAUUAUUAUCAUUAUUGUCAGGAACACAAAUGCAAUUCGAAUAGAAAUUCCUAUUACAAGAAUUCUCAUGAAAAUGAAUAUUCUUCCUUUGAUAAUGGCUGCAAUAGCCGCCAACAAAUUCAUCAUCGUCAUCAUCAUCAUUAUUGUUAUCAUAAUUUGUCACAUUUAUGAGUUUUUCUAAUAAUCAUAUUAAUACUUAGUUGAUUUUACAACUAUCUUUCCGUUUUAUUUAAUAGAAACUUAUGACAAAUUGUAUGUGUGUUAUAUUCGUUUCAGUGUCCAGUUGGAGGUUAUUACUGCGAUUCAGAAAAAAUUAAAAAUUACAAUAGAAACCGGUAGCAAUGUUCGGAUUGGGUAACAAAUGUACGCGAAGUCAUUGAAUAUAUAUAUAUUUUUUUUGUUGUCUUUGAAUAGUGCACCAAAGAUUUUGGUUAUGUGAACAUUUUCUACAAAUACAUGUAAAAAUAAGUAAGCAAAGGCUACAGACCUUACAACACUAAAAUAUGUGCGAAGUCCCCUUAUGUUCAAAUCCAUUGGAAAAGAUUUCGUUUUUGAAAUAAUGUCAAACGUAAUGUCCCUGUCUUUAAUUCUCUUCUGAUGCGAAAUUCCGUUUCAAUUCGUUUUUAAUUGUGGCUAAUAGAGCGACUACAAAAUUAGAAAAAUUUAAUUUUUUUUAUUCCAUUUGAACCCCUAAAUGCACAUCUUAAGAACAAUAGGCUUUAAUUCUGACCCAAACCCUACCCCCAUGCAAAAUUUCGUGAGGAUCGGACGAUAAUUGCAAUACCCUCAAAACGUAGUGUUGCGUUGUGUAAAAAUUUAGAAAAUAUACAAUUCAAAAUUGUAAGUCAAAUUGAAUAAAUCGCAUGCAAUAAAAAAUAUGAUAAAAAUUGAAAAAAUGUAACAAAAGAUAUUAACUUUUUUAUUGGUAUAUUUUCCGCGAUUUUUUUAGAUUUGACCUUUUCUGGCAAUAGAAAAUCCGAAUUGAUGGGAAUUGUGAAAAUCGGCCCAGCGGUUCUUGACUUAUAAGCAGAAUAAAUAAGAUAUAUUCUUUUACAUAUAUAUUGUACCUAUUUUGCUAUAUAUCCGAUUUCUUGACUAUCAGCAUCACUGUAAUAGUCAGAAGUGACCUUUUAAUGUAUUUCUGAUUUGGCUGGAAUUAGAAAUUUUUGCGGUCUAGUGGAAAUUUUCCUAUUUUACCCGCAAAAUAUUGUCCGAUGGCCCAAAUUGGUAGACUUCUGCCCAGUCCUAAACUCUAACUCCGUGUAAAUUUCCGCGUCGAUUGGUUUAUAAUUGUGGCCUAUAGAGCAACUGCAAAAUCAGGAAAAUUUUCCAUUUCAAACCCUAAAUAUUUUGCAAUUAUCUCUAAAAACAAUAGGUUUCUUUUCUGACUCUAACCCACCUCCAUUUUCAAUUUCGUGAGGAUUGGGCCAUAAAUGCGACCUGUAGCGUUAUUACAAAUUAACAUGGACAGACGGACAUACAUAGCUAGAUCGCUAGGCUGGAUUAGAAUGAGAAUCUUGUGAACUUACGAGACAAGUGACAAAUAUUUAAAUGCCUUAAAUGGCAGAUGCUUGCGGGUUCUGGAACAGAACAUAGUUAUGUCUGAGUGCUCGAUAUGUUGUAAUAAACUGUGCAAAAUUUUACUGUUAUCUGUAGAUGCUUACAAAUUGUUUUGCUUAACAAAUGCAUUUAUAAUAAUAACAAUGCAUAAAUACAAUAUUCAAUGUAUCCAAGUACUAUUUGUCCAAAUUUUGAAGAGUUCCAGCUUUAAAAGAAAGAAUCAAUCAACCUUUUUUUCAGCCUUGUAUGAGGUGAAAUUUAUUUUAGUAAGGUAUUCGGUAUCGACCAUAACAAAUUGUAGUCAAAAGAGAUAGGUUAGGUUUUUUGGGAUGCCCAAUCACUAUAAUUCAGGAGCUAUAUAAAGAAAUGUACAAUUUUGAAAUAAUUAUAAAAUUAUGAAUGCUAUAUUUGAUUUCCAAACCACCGAUAAGAAGCUUAGAGUUUAUCAUAUAUGUGGAAUUUUGCAUGCAACCGUCUCUAGUUUUUGCCAUCGGCAGAUCCACUGUGAGCUUUAGGGGAAUUUAUUUUGUUAUGAGAUAGGCUCCAUUAAUGGUCUCUUCCAAAACCUACAAGAAUCUACUAGUUUUGCAAUUUUCUUCGAUAUCAUAAAGGAAAAAUCGGUUAUCGCAGUAAAAAGUUUUACAUUCUUGCAGUUGUGGAAUAGAGCAUAUAUUGACAAAGAUGUCGUACAUGUAGUAGGUUGCAUCUCACAAAAUAUCGAAUCUGAUCGAUAUAUUUUCCUGGGUUUUCAGAGUGAGGAAGAGAGGGAUGCGGUUUUGCGAGAAAUGUCUUGGCAAUUUUGUAAAAGUAAAAAUAUUGUAAAAUAAAGUAUUGGUAAACAUUUUUAAAAGUAGGCAGUAAAAUAAAUUCAAUUCGACAAUUUUAACUUGCAAUGUGAUUUUUAAAACAAACAACAAUAUCUUUAAAAACAACUAAAGCUAACCCCCCCAAAAAAAAAAAACGAAUAUCACACACAUAUUGUAUUUCUUUUUUCUUCUUGGAAAGAAGAUGAUGAUAACAAAAAAUGAGCUCAAAUAGACUUAUGGAUCUGUAAUAUCAAAAUGAAAUAAAAGUAACUCUAUAUAUAUAUUUUUUUAAUUUUUUUCUAGGUUAUGUUUUCUAAAUAUAACAACUAAAUUUAAGUAAUUAUAUAAAAAAAACAUCUUUUUUAAACUAACAAUGUAAACAAGAAUUUAUGUAAAUUUAUAUUUAUUUCGACAACAAGCAAAAAAAAAACAUACGAUUCAAAAUCGUGCUAAAAACAAAACACACAAAUCAUUCAUUCAUUCAUUCAAAAUGCCAUUGAACAACAACAAAACAACUACAAUUUUUUUUAGAAUAAUCUCCUAAAAUCAGUUAUACUUGGAAUGUUUGCUGUCAGACAAAGUCCCAAAAAUAAAGUAGGACGUAUUGACUGCAAAAAGAAAAAUCCCUUAAUCGGUCAUGCAUACCACACACACAAACUCUAGUCCUAGUCUUGAAAGACAUAUUACAUACGUACCCACAUGUGUAUGUAUUUUUAUAAAAUCAGACCAAAAUAAGUCAUUAAUAUAUGUUUUUUGUAAUUUUAAAUUUUUCCAAAAAUUAACAAAAAUCAUUCAAAAUUAUCAACAACAAAAAGAAACUUUGGUGAUGGUACUUCAAAAUGAAUAUGAGGAGAAAAAAACAGGCGUUUCUAAACGAAACAUUAACUAACAACUAAUAAUGGUGCUUCUCUAGUUAAAAAUAAAAAAAUAAAUGAAUAAAAACCAAAAUCCAAUAACAAUAUUCAAACACAAAUAAUUCCUAUUACAAUAAAACAACAUACAUAUAAUCUCAAGCAUUAAAAAUUGAAUAAACAAAAAAAAAAUGCAUUCAAGCAUAAUUGCCCUUGCCACAUUGCCACUCAAACGAAACAAGAAGACACUGAUUUGAUCUUUUAUUUAUUACUUUCAAUAACUGUUUUUAUUAUUUUUUAUUUACUUUAUUUUGUGUUGUUGUUUAUUGCAACUUUUUUUUUAACACCAUUAUAUUUUAAGUUGUAUGCUUUAAUUUAGAUAUUAUUUUUCUUUAAAAAUUAACACCCCCC
Molecule: messenger RNA, 6249 nt
Organism: Musca domestica (house fly)
Lineage: Eukaryota; Metazoa; Arthropoda; Insecta; Diptera; Muscidae
Product: CUE domain-containing protein 2-A
Exons: 5
Coding region: 579-1436 (285 amino acids)
Source: RefSeq, a predicted model, not a curated record